AUCUGACGAUGUCCCUCACCGGUAGCAGAAUGAGAAUGGAGGGAAGAGCAAGGCGGUGAUUCUCAUCUGUUUUUCUCGUUUGGUUUUUCCCCUCCUCAGAUUCGUUCGAGGCCGUCACAGGUCAGCUGACAGAUCUGGCACGUGAUCUGGCGACCAAAGCGCUCGAGGGCGACAGGCCGGCCAUCGCCAUGUGAGCAGGCACACGAGGAAGGCAGAAAUCACCCAACUCACCCUCUCCCUCGUCCCUGUCGCAGUCUCGGUUCGGCCGCUCUCGGUGGCAUCGCUGUCGUUGGCGUUGGCCUGUCGAGGUGCUUGUGUCCGAAGCGCAAAGCCAAAACCCAGCCACCGGUGUCCGCAUCCAAGGCCAAGAAGAGCGCUAAGAAAACUGCCAAGAAGGCACCAGCGGCAACGGCCGACGAGGUAACAACGCCACCCUCCCCUCCGCAAGCCGAGACGAAGACCACCUCAGCAGCGGACGAGCCUGCUGCUGGAGGCAAGAAGAAGGGCAAGAAGAGCAAAACUGCCUCCGCCAACGUGCCCGCGGAGGAGACGGCCAAGGCGGCCGUGACCCCGGUGGACGAUGACGCCGCCUUGGCGGGUCAGGACGAUGACGACGAGGGCUGGCAUUACGUGUCGACCAAGAAGAGGAGGGGAAAGCAGGCAGCUACCUGACGUGAUGUGCUGCAGUUGAGUGAGAGAGAGAGUUGGCGAUUGGUGGCACGACCCAUAUUGGAGGGGAACAGGGUUGGAGGGGAGCCGAGCUUCCCAAAUUGAAGCUGUCGUAAUUAGCUGGGUGACAUUGAGGUGGGUGUGCAUGAUAGAUG
This is a messenger RNA of Vitrella brassicaformis, 824 nucleotides long. Lineage: Eukaryota; Vitrellaceae. The record is from the annotation of a GenBank genome assembly.